AUGGCUAAAUGGUCUGUACUAUUCCAUCAAACUAUCUUUGUUGUGCAUAUUAUAUGGAUAGUCCGACCUGUUACGUCUGAAAAGUUUUUCCAAUACAGGGACCAUAGAGACCAAAAUUAUUAUCUGAAACAAGCCAAUGAAAAUAAGAAUGAAGUUCAAGAUGAAGUACAAGCAGAGAUGCAGCUUGAAAAAUAUGGAUACCUGCGGUGCAAAGUAGGUCGACGCAGACGGCGGUCGGUGGAUACACCGACACACAAUAGUUUUAAUGUUUUUGAGGGAAAUGGGAGAAGUUGUAGUGAGGACGAAAUUAAAACUGCAAUCAAAGAAUAUCAAAAGAAAUAUAAAUUACCUGAAACAGGUGUAGUAGAUGAAGAAACAAGAAAGUUCAUGAGCACUUCAAGGUGCGGGAACUCGGAUAGUGCCGACAACCCUGACAUUGAACCAGUCGAUGUUGCUGAUCUGGUUCCUAUUGAAGUUGUUAAUCCUCCUCCGAGUAAAAAACGGUGGAAAAGAACAGCCAAAAAUACAGUAUUAUAUAACUUAUUAUUUCCUCAAUUAACUCAAAGUAGUGUCAAGAUAUCUGGUAAAAGAAGAACUAAAUUCCUUUUAAAUCAUAUUCAAAAAAUUAAAAAUGAAGAUCCAAUAUGGCUGCGACCAAAGAGACACAAAAGAUUUGUUAACAUUCAUAUCAAUGAAACAGGACUGAACGGUGAAAAAAUAAGAGACGGUCAAAAAUUUACAAAAACGGAUAUUCGAUGGCGAUUAUUAGAGACUGGUUUCAGCACAAGAAUACCUUUAGAAGAUCAAAGAGCAAGUCUUAAUAUGGCAUUCCGCAUGUGGAGUGAGGUCAUUCCUCUCAAAUUCGAAGAGGAUGUAUCUGGUGAUAUAAAAGUCGUAGAUAUAGAAAUAGCAUUUGGACGAGGAUCACAUCAAAAUUGUGAGAGGAAAUUUGAUGGUAAUGGCGGUGAGAUUGCCCAUUCUAGAGAAAACGGUAGAGACGUUGUACAUUUCGACGAUGAAGAGGAUUAUAAAUCUAUCGAAUCAAUUACAAAAGAAAAAGAUGGGAUUUAUCUAUUACGUGUAGCUGUUCAUGAAAUAGGACAUGUGUUGGGACUAUCUCAUUCUAGCCAAAUCACAUCUAUCAUGUACGCUAUUUAUCAUCAGAGUCAUGUUAAUCCAGAUAAAGAAUUCGAGCUAACCUGGGAUGAUAGGAAAGCAGUACAGAAAGCUUAUGGAGUGUGUAGAGGCAAAUUCAACACAAUAUUCGACUGGGUAAGGAAAACACCUAGUAAUGGACUUAUCUACAAUACCUACUUCUUCAGAAGUAAUCAAUAUUGGAUGUAUGAAAAUCACGCUAAUCGUACUCGAUAUGGUGAUCCAUUAUACGUUGCCCAGGAGUGGAAAGGUGUGCCAGAUAAUGUUGAUGGAUACCUCCAUGUAUGGUACUUUGCUGGAACUCGAAUUAUUGACGAUACAUACUUCCUUAAAGGUGAAGAUUACUUCCUUUAUAACAGCGAAGAAGAUAAAGUUUACGAUGGUGGUACUGGAAAAAUCAGUGAAAAAUUUGGACCAAAGAAAGGUCAAGAUAUAGGCGUUCCGGACAAUUUAGAUACAGCUUACUUUGAUAAGCGAGAUAAAAAUAUAUAUUUCUUCAAAGGGGAUACUGUUUAUGUUUACGACCCAACUGAUGAAGAAGACGAAACAAAAGGUUGCUGCUUACGAAUUAGAAAAAUUUGGGAAGAGUUCCCUCCACUUGAUGGAGAACGUCAAAUUGAAGGUGAUUUAGACGCUGUAUAUUACUCUUACAAUGACACAACUGUUUACUUUUUUAAAGGAGAAGACGUUUGGAAAAACGAAUUAUUUCAUCCGAGGCAAAAGCAAAUCAAAAACGGGGUGAAAUAUGUGGGAAACUGGUUUGCACAUUGGUACGAUAUUUGUGACGUACGACCAACAUUUAGUCAUUUUGAAAUCCCAUCAAAUAGUCAUGUGUGAUUAUGUUUUUGUUUUCAAUGUCAAGGUCAUUCCAGAAGAAUACAUGUUGUAUUUCUAUCAACUUUUUACUUGUCAGUGGGGAAGACAUAGCUUGCUUGUAAUACAAGUUGCUUCUCUGUGAUUAUGUAAUAAGAAGUGACAUGUAACACAGUUUGUAAAGGUAUAUAAAGACAGCACUUGAUUAAUGAGUGUUUGUAUGUAUGUGUGCUCCAUCGAUUACAGGAGAAACAUUUCAAAUAACACAAGAGUAAUAUUGGACCAACAGUCAAUAGUGUCCUGAAGAUACUGAAACAUUCCCUUCAUUGAUUUAUCCGUAUAUAUGUCUAUAUUACAAACUGCUUUUGUGAUUACUGUGAAGACGUUUCAUGCGAUUAAACUGUGAUAACCUUUAUAUAUAUAUAAUGUGAAAUAUUUAUAAGCAUUUUUGUCAUUUUCGUAACAUUCUAUGAUUGUUGUAUUCUAAUAUAUAUAUAUGUGUAGUACAAUGUUGCCAUAUCAUGCAGUGAUACGUCAGAUUGUUUGACCAGAGAACACAUGUUACUCAAUAAUUUAGAUAUGUGUAAGCCCUCUGUUGGUUUCCUUGUACAACCUUCGUCAGAUUGUUUUACCAGAGAACACAUUUUACUCAAUAAUUAAGAUAUGUUUUAAGCCCUCUGUUGGUUUCCUUGUACAACCUUCGUCAGAUUGUUCCACGAGAGAAAACAUUUUACUCAAUAAUUAAGAUAUGUUUUAAGCCCUCUAUUGGUUUGUUUCCUUGUACAACCUUUUGUUUAGAUUGAAACUCGAAAUGUAUCGUGUAUUCAUUAACAGUUUCAAAAUAAUUAACGUUAAAGGCAAUAACAAUGGAUUAUAAUUGGGUUCCUUUGUAACGCAGUAUUGCUAAAUUAUAUGCAAAUUAAGAAAAUAUCAUGCGAAAUAAAAUAGAAACCAGCUUAUACAUUUUUGACUGCUUUUUUCGGUUAGAUUUACAAAAUCACUUAAAUGGUGGAUCAAUUUCUAUUCUUUUAAUACCAAGAUAAUUAAUAAACAUUAAGAAUUUGUGUUUCGAAUCCAAUUAUCAAAUUCAGAUGAUGUGCAAACUCUUUAAGACUUAUAAGAAUAAUAUAGAAAUCUAGAAAGAAAACAAAUAAUCACAAAUUAAAGUAUUUUCUUUUGUAAUUAUUCUAUUCGCAUACUGGAUGAGCUUUUGUUCUAAAUGAUUAUAAUAAUUUGAUUUGACAGAAGACAAGACUAUGUAAUGGAUGAAGAUAGGCGAAAACACUCCCCUGCCGGUACCUAGAUAUAUUUUGGCAAAGAAUUACACAUGCGAUUUAAUCAAUUGUUCUGGUGUAGAUAAAUGUAUGUUAUUUUUUUUUAUUGACAAGUGAAAACUGCUGUGUAAAUAAUUUGUUCGGUAUCAUUUUAGGUGAACCACUAAGAUUAUAUCAUUCUUUUUUUUAACAAUGGCGACCAAAUGGAUAAGUGCACUCAGAGUCCAUUUACAGUUGGUUUAAAUGCUUAACUAAACAGGCAACUUUUACCCUUGUGAAUUACAGGGUUAAUAAAUACGAUUAUUAAAACUAUUUGAAUGUUAACAUAUGAAAAGUGAGAUUUAUUUUAUCAGAUUGAAAUGUUCUGAGUCCAAGAGGUAACUUGAUUUUUAACCUCACUUUUUUUUUUUUAAAUAAUUCAUCAAAUAAAUUCAAACCAACUUCAUAAUCAAUUAAAUACCAGAAAAAUAUCGAAACAAAAGUUUUGAUGAAUCAAAAAUCCUAGUGGUAAAGCACUAACAAAACAUAUAUAAUAGGACAUAUACCAGCAGUUUUGAGGAUCUGCCGUUUUGCAACAAGAACUCUUUUUAGACUGGAACAAUUACCUUUUUUACUGAAUAACGUGAACCUCCACUUGAAUACAGAUUUCGCUGAGGCUUAUAAUCGAAAUUCUAUAAGAUCAAAAUAAAAUGUUUGUCUGCUUUGGGUUCACUGACCAGUUUGCGAAUAUAAAAUAUGAUUAUCAUUUUUUACAAAGUUGAACAAAGGUUACUAUUUAGAAAUGAUUCCCUAUACUGAAUAUAGCCUGAGUAUAUUGUGUUUAUUCGGUUGUUGAUAUUUGAUUUGAUGAUGUACACAUGAUUAUUUGUAGAACGUAGAAGUAACUUUAGUUCCCGUCCGUUGUAAAUAUUUACUAAUUUACCAAACUGUGCAAUAUCUCAUGCCGUUACAGCUUCCAUUUUUUGUAAUUAUUCUCAUCUUCACAACAGUGAUUUGAUUACUAUCAAUGCAUCAUAAUUUUGAAAAAAAUAUAUAUUAUUAUAUUCUAACCAUUUUUAUGUGAAGCAUCUUAUAGUUUGCUGAACUCUAGUUUAGAUCAUAGUUCCCAAUAAACUAAUUGAUAGUAGUAAAACACUGUUGUGACGUUGAUGGUAUUUUAUCAUUCGUUAUGUUUUGAGAUUAUAUUUUUCGUACUUUGUAUAAUAAUUGUGUUUUAUUUAUAUCAUUUGUUACGUAAAGAUCAAAAUAUUUGUAUUUAUUUAAACAGAUAGUCGUAUGCGUAAGUUGUGUCUCGCUGUGACUUUUUUACAUGUCAAUGUUAGAUAAAGGCAACAGUAGUGUACCGCUGUUCAAAACUCAUCAAUCCAUGGACAAAAAACAAAAUUGGGGUAACAAACUAAAACUGAGGGAAACACCUCUGAGAUGGUGAUGAUCUCAUAGAUUCGACUUAAAGUUUUUAUUGCAAACUUUUUUUUAUAAUCAAUAGUUUGAUUCGUUAUACUAAGUAGCUAAUAAAAAAGAAAUGCUAAAAUAUCAUAUAUCUAUACUGGAAAAAGAAUGAACAAACAAUCGAGUUGGAGAAACCUUUUUUUUUUUAAUUAAUAAAAAUUAACUGAGCAGUAGACAGUAGAAAGGACACAUAACUCUUAUAUGAAAGUAUUUUGUUGAUACAGAUCACGAUUCUAAAAAAGAGAUUUUUUUUAUUCCCGGUAAUUUGAUUUAAGUCUAUUUUUUAAAUGCUAACUUUCUCUUGUUUAAUAUGAUACCUAACAAUAUUAUAAGAUACAAGCAUGUAAACAGAAAGGUUUUGAAAUAUCACAUUUAUGCAAAUAACUUUCAGUUGUAUCUCUAAUGACGUUUAUUUGGCAUGUAUUCCUUAAGCGUCCUUCAUUAGUCAACUAAAUAUUUAUCAAAGACACCAGAGAUGUAGACACACUUGUUGAUUGGAAGCCAGCGAAUACCUGGUUUUGAUAGGAAGAUUUUCGCUUUAAAAUUAUAACUAGUAGUAUUAUUGCUCUUUAAUUUCUUUUUUGACUAAUAGAAAACACUUUAGUUUAUAGGGUGUCUAGUCUAUGUUUACCCUUAAGGUGAAUCUUGCUGAAAAGUUAUCUUUUUAUCCAUUUUUUUUUACCCAAAAAACACUGGAUAGCCACACACCAAUAUCGCUUUCCUAUGGUGUCAAAUUUAAACCUCUUCUACAAAACUUAUGAAUUCCGCCAUUGGAUAGUCCUUUUUAUUCUGAAGCAGACGAUACAGAAAAUUUGGUUUUCACCUAGUAACCCUAUUCAGUUUCACUAAAGUGUAUCGCACUGAAAACAUCAAUUGUUUUCUACAUAAUCAAUUUAAUACAGCAUUAACAUAAUUGCUUUUGAGAAGACACGCUGGUCUUACGCCAAUAUUACUUUAUUCUGUAGACUAUAAAACUUUACUAUGAACAAAAACUGUCCAAGAGACGACAUAUGUUUUCUUUGUUGAUUAUGUGAAGUCUAUGUUGUCAUAGGAAUGUAGAAAAAUUAAACUUUUUAACAUUUCAAAGUACAAAAGUAAAAGUUCAAAACAUCAAAAUGUACCUUUGAUAAGACUUUGCCUGCUAAAAUAAUGUGUUUCCCUAUUGAUUAGGAUAAGAUGUUUGCUUUAAUGAGGUUUCAUAAGAUAUUUCUGAGAGGCACAAAACAAAUUAUGAAUUUCAAUUUUCAGAUCUGCUAUUUCCUUACCUUUUCAUCUCUAGUUUAUGUAUUUUGAAUUUUUAAGCAGAGUUAAGAGUCUAAUUAAAUCGUAAAAUUGAAGCCAAAUUGUAGUGAGAUAUAGUGCACAAUUCUUAUAAUUUAACACUGGAAGUUAAAUAGUAAGUUGAAUUUAUUUGAAAUUUACAUCUUCUACGAUACGUGUUUCUCUUGAAAAAUCAAGAUUUUAAUGGCACAACAACAAGUUUUUAUUUUGUUUGUGAAUAUUUAGGAGAAUUUUGUAAAACAUCAUUAUCUAUGACUGUAUGUAAGCUAAACUUUGACGUUUGACAAACAAGAAUUGAAAGCGGUAUGUCAGAUUCAAUAUGAUAUUUUAUGGUAAUCUCUAACUUGUAUUCUGGUUUCGUAUAUAAUAAUACUCUGUCAGUACGAGAUCUAUUGUUAAUCAUAAAUGAAAUUAGUUCUGAAAAUGUUAAAUCAUCCUUAAUAUGUAUUUUGCAAGGAAACUAAACUUUAUUUUAAUUGGCCUUGUCAGAAUCUAAAGCAUUAUGAGAAAUUUCAUUUUUCUUAACCCAAACUGAAAAUAGCGUCACGUCAUUGGUUGUAUUUCCAUUGUUUACGAUGUGGAAAGGCUAUCACAAUGUAACAGUGUACGCUUCCGAAAAAUUAAACUCGAAAUACAAUAGAUUCUGACAGGCGAAUUACAACAGUUACGAUUUCACUUUCAAGGAAAACAAAAUUUAUGAUAUGUACAGACAAUACACCAUUGGACGUAUCAAGUCUUUUAAGGCAGAAUUGUAUCAAAUGGCAUGCCUAAAAAGGAGAGCUUGUAUCUAAAGAUGCAGCUUUGUUAUCUUGUUAAUAAAAUAAAAUUUAGUAAAAACUGAA
This is a messenger RNA of Mytilus trossulus (common blue mussel), 6814 nucleotides long. RefSeq names its product matrix metallopeptidase-21-like. Gene Ontology annotation, biological process: collagen catabolic process; proteolysis; extracellular matrix organization. The coding region runs from base 1 to 1992 and encodes 663 amino acids. Gene Ontology annotation, molecular function: metalloendopeptidase activity; zinc ion binding. The record is from RefSeq and is a predicted model, not a curated record. The transcript is spliced from 6 exons. Lineage: Eukaryota; Metazoa; Mollusca; Bivalvia; Mytilida; Mytilidae. Gene Ontology annotation, cellular component: extracellular matrix.